Molecule: messenger RNA, 849 nt
Organism: Hevea brasiliensis (rubber tree)
Lineage: Eukaryota; Viridiplantae; Streptophyta; Magnoliopsida; Malpighiales; Euphorbiaceae
Exons: 1
Coding region: 201-716 (171 amino acids)
Source: RefSeq, a predicted model, not a curated record
UAAUAAUGAUAGCCUCUUAAAUGAUGGACUCCAUCACUUGCCUUGCUGCCGACAUUCAGUUCUCCUUUUUGUACAUCACUGUGGUUCAAAGUGUGUCUCAGAACCGAACACAACAUUACCACUGUUGUUCUUUAUUUUUUAUAAACCUCAUAAUCCUAGCUCCUUGCUUCGAUUGAUAAAUUCCAUCCAUUCAAUUAGACAUGGGUUUGCUUCCACUUCCAAAAUCUUUGCCUUUAAUGGCUCUUUUAUGGGCAAUUUUAUUCACUCUGAUGACUUCUUCCACAACUCCGUUUGCAUCUGGUGAUGAUGAUGAUGGUAAGCUAUCAGCAUAUGAAGUUCUUGCAACAUAUGACUUUCCAAGGGGUCUUCUUCCAGUAGGGGUAGCUGGGUACGAGUUAAACAGAGAAACAGGCGAGUUCUCAGCUUAUUUGAACGGAACUUGUAAAUAUCGUAUCGAAUCAUAUACACUGGAGUACAAGUCUACGAUUACGGGUGUAAUAUCCAAAGGCAGGCUCAGGAAGUUGAAGGGUGUUAGAGUUUACGUUGUUUUGCUGUGGCUAAACAUCGUGGAAGUGAGUCGGGAUGGCGAUGAUCUCGAUUUCUCUGUUGGGAUUGCUUCAGCCAGCUUUCCAGUUGACAACUUUGAGGAGUCUCCACAGUGUGGGUGUGGGUUUGAUUGCGACAAGUUGAAGGAUGGCCUUGUUUCUUCUUCUUAAUUUGUUAGUUGAGAUUCGUAUUUCUGAUUGUAACGGGCUCGGAUUUGUGAGCUGAGCUUGUAGGAGUUGUAUGCUGCAGCUAUAAUGUGUUCUCCAUCAUAUGAAAUGAAUAUUUUUCAUUUUCUAGCUUCAA